GUUCUUUCGGUAAUUUCCGUUUUGAUUCGGUAAUUUCCGCUUGCUCUCCUUCCUGUGUUGAUACCCCGUCCCCAGUAAAGGCACUCGGAGGCCAUUAUCCUGCUACCAUUUUCUUUUCUUUCAUACCCGAAGAAAAAACACCGUUUUAAUAAAUGACUUAUUUAUUCGUGCAAGUUGACUAAGCGCUCGCUGGACACCUGCAGCUUUACAAAUCGCGAGGGACGCGCGCCUCGCCUCGUCAAUCCUUCGGAAAAUUUCGGCUGCUUUCGUGCGCCGCUGUUGUGAAAUGGACGCGACUGAACCGGCGGCGAAAGCGCUGGAGCUGGGCGACGCGUCUGCGGGAGAGGCGGCGGGUUCGGAUACCGAAUCGGAGGCCGAAGUCGCCACGAUGACUGUGAUGGGAGAAGCGGCAAACAUCGACAUCACCGAGUCUCUACCGAACCCCGACGACGAGACCGCGUUUGCAGAGGUGACAGCCGUCACUGUUGGGGACGUCCAGAGUUCAGAUGACACUGUGUUCACCUCCACAGUAGCCACAGCAACGUCCAUCCCUGAACACGUGCUCACAGGCAGAACCACGCUUCAGAUCGGAGACAGUCUGAGUACCCAGAAGGCCACACUGAUCGUGGUGCACACGGAUGGGAGCAUCGUAGACGCCACAGGGCUGAAGGGCACCGCGACACCUAUGACACCUGGCCCUCAAACCCCGAGCACCCCUCUGACGUCUGGACAUGAUAAGGACGUCUCUAAGUACAACUGGGAUCCGUCGGUUUAUGACAACGAGCUUCCGGUGCGCUGCAGGAACACCAGCGGGAUUCUGUACAAAAGCAGACUGGGCUCAGGGGGCAAAGGGCGCUGUAUCAAACACAACAAUAACUGGUACACCCCGACUGAGUUUGAGGGCAUGUCAGGGAGAGCGAGCAGCAAAGACUGGAAGAGAAGCAUCCGCUACGCUGGCCGACCUCUACAGUGUCUCAUUCAGGAGCGUAUCCUGAACCCUCAUGCAGCGUCCUGUACGUGUGCGGCCUGCUGUGAUGAUCUGUCAACAUGCACGAAGGACGGAUCUUUCGGAGGAGAGAACAUCACCAUGACGGGCCCCGUCAGACUGUUCGUCCCUUAUAAACGAAGGAAGAAGGACAGCGAGCGGGCAGCUUCUCCUGAGAAGAAGGAAGUUCAGUCUCCAAAGAACAUCACCCUGGGUCCUGGAGCAACAUUUACAGUGACUCCGUCCGGACAGAUCACCACAUCAGGCACGCUGACCUUUGACCGAACGGCAACAGGAGAGACGGCGGCCAUCAUCUCCGACAGCCCAGCGCCUGCUGACGUCUUCACCAACACAACUGUGUUGACCACCCUUCCUGCGCUGGCGGUGGUCCCUCAGCAGGCCGUGGUGCAGUCUAAACCCUCUCCGGCGGGGCCGCUCAUGAACGGGCUGGAGACGGCCGAGCAGCGCACGUGGCUUUACCUGGAGGAGAUGGCCAAUACACUGCUCAACAACGUCCAGCAACUCAAAGUGCUCAUCGCACAGGCCAAACAAGCCAGUCAGAGCGGAGCGCAUGCCGCCAUCAGCCCAGACAAAAACAGCACCGUCAGGAAAGAGUCCUUUCAGAGUCAGCUGUCACUCAGUGAAGAACCUGAGGGGAAAAUCACUGAAAUUAUCAUUAAGCACACGUGUAUGAACUGCGGUCGAGAGGCGUCCAGUGAGUGUACGGGCUGCCAUAAAGUCCAUUACUGCUCUGGCUUCUGUCAGCGGAAGGACUGGAAGGAGCAUCAGCUGAGCUGCUGUCCGCCGGGCACGACUGUCAGCAUUCAGGAAGACGCUCAGAUGGCCGGUGUGGAGGUGGAGAAAGGGAAGGCCUAGCGUUCCCACCACAGGACCGCGACGUAUGAAGUCUAGAUGGGUGAUCGCUUCCGUUCAUGUGUUUUAGUUUAGCUAUAAAGCCUCGUGGUAGCAGCCCCCUUACACCCUGUGACAUAUAGGGCAUACAUGGAUGGCGUCUGUACUGAACCAUUUCAGCGGUUUCACCAUCUCACUAUGGAUUUUGUAUGUGAAUAUAAUCCUUAAAGCGGUAGUUCACCAAAAAUCAUUUACUCACCCUUAUGUUUUUCCAAGCCUGUAUGACUUUUUGAACACAAUGCGUUAUACCCGAGCUCACAAUUUCCAUAAAAUGAAGACAUAAAAUGAACAGUUUUUAAGCUCUUAAAUGGAAAAAUAAAAAACGUCAAAGUAAUCCACGUGACCUGAAAUUUAAGAUAAUCACGCCGUUGUAGGUCUCAAAUCUAUGAAAGCUUGUUUCCGGCACAAGAAAAAUAAAAUAAAAUGGGUAAUUGCUAUUUUUUGUUUAUAUCAAAAUUUUGACUUUUCUCUCGCAAUUCUGACAAAAAAUUGGGAAUGUGACAUAAACUUGCAAUUGAGAGAAAAAAAUCAAAAUAGUAAGAUAAAAAGUUGCAAUUACCUGUUUUUUUACCAUGAUGGAAAAAAAGCAAUUGAGCAAUUCAGACUUUUUUUUCUUCAUAAUUCUAACUUUUUUCUUGAAAAUACGAAUUUAUCUCACAAUUCUUUUUUUUUUUUUUUUCUUUUAGAAUUGCAAGAAAAGAGUCAGAAAUGUGAGAUUAAAAAUCGCAAUUACUAUAUUCUUUUAGUUACAUACGAAAAAAAAAAAACUGAAUUGCGAGAUCAGUCAGAAUUGUGAGAAAAAAUUCAGAAUUUAUAUCUCACAAUUCUGACUUUUUUCUCAGAAUUGUGGGUUUCUAAAAAAAUGUCUGAAUCGGAGAUAAAAAGUCACAAUUACCUUUUUUAUUUUUUAACCCAUGGUGGAAACAAGCUUGCAUAUAAAUCUCAUUCAUGCAUACUAAUUUUUAAAAAUUUCCCCCCCCCAAAUUUUUUUGAGCUAGUCACACAAAGAGCAGCUCAAAACAUAUUAUUUUGUGUCCCACGGGAGAAAGUCAGUCAAACAGGUCUGGAACACCAUGAAGUUGAGUAAAUGAUGACAGAAGUGUUUUUUUCUUGUUUUUUUUAGGUGAAUACUCCUUUAAUUGGACAAUAAUAUAUUUUCAGAAACUAAAUCUAAUGAAGGAUUACAUUUUUACAGUGUUUUCAAAACAAAACAAAAAUAAAUGGGAAACUUUGAGUUUUUUCAUGCCUCUUUAUUCAAUGGAUUUUGGAUUUGUGGCCACACACACGUAAAGUGCAUUAUCAUGAUAACGUUUUUUAAUGGAUAUGACACAUUGUAGAGAUUAGCUGAGUUUUUAAGCCACACAUCUGACCCAUGCGAAAUAAUCCAGACCUAAAGUUAUGCCAACGUGAACUUGCAAUAAUCAAAGGACAGAAACCUUACCAGAUUUCACAUUCAAAAUUCCCUGUUGUUCACCUAAAGAAGUCACAUUGUACACUUUCUGCAUAAUCCAAUUAUUAGUCAAGGGUUUUUGCACUCGAUAAUAAUUGAACUUUUCAUGACCGCUUACCACUCUAUUUCUGAACAGGCCAUUUUGCUAAUGUAGCUGAAUGACCUCUAUAUGUGAAAUGAGUAUUUAUAAGCCAACAUCGGCCUCUAAAACAAAACUGCUUUACAUUGU
Messenger RNA from Onychostoma macrolepis, 3576 nucleotides. RefSeq names its product DEAF1 transcription factor (gene deaf1). Gene Ontology annotation, molecular function: DNA-binding transcription factor activity, RNA polymerase II-specific; DNA binding. Lineage: Eukaryota; Metazoa; Chordata; Actinopteri; Cypriniformes; Cyprinidae. The transcript is spliced from 13 exons. Gene Ontology annotation, cellular component: nucleus. The coding region runs from base 287 to 1861 and encodes 524 amino acids. The record is from RefSeq and is a predicted model, not a curated record. Gene Ontology annotation, biological process: regulation of transcription by RNA polymerase II.